UUUUCGCGGUAACGCGUGUAUUUACGAGACUCUGCCCUUCUCGGACCCUGAGCUAGUGUUCCCAGAGCAUAAGGUGCAAAGGAAAGGCGCUGAUGGGGCAGUGGGGACGAUCUCCUUGCGAACUGCAGCAGUACCUGCCAGGGAGUAACCAACAAGCAGCAGAUUUAUGUGCACUUUGAAAGAAGCACCGCCACCAUUGGCUUUCCGAGUGCUCUAUACCUAGGGAGCGGCUGGUAAGGUGAACACAGCCUCUGGAGAAGCCCGGGCUGUUCGUUCCUGGAACCCGGGAGAGGAGGCAGCUCCAGUGGCGCGCACUGGGGCGCGCUCGCGCUCGCCCUGCGCCCCCAGCGCAGCUCUAGGGGGAGCUGCACCGCGGCCACUCGCCGCCGCCCCCAGAUUCCUGCUGCUGCCGCCCAGAGGAGAAACGCGACUCUGCUUCAAAUUUCCUCCGGGCGCCGGCGCUGCAGAGAGCCGGGCGGGUGGGCGCGAGGACGAGAAGGCGAUGAAUGAGUUCUCCCUUUGCCUCGGAGUUGACUGAGUUGGCGGCGCCGCGCCCAGGUUUCUUGCUCUCUGCGCCCCAGGAGCUGGAGGCUCCCGGGGUCGCUGCCCACUCCAGCGGCGGGGACCCAGCCAGCCGCGCCAGGGGAGCCAAGGCUCCGGGGCGCCUGUCCGGCCUCCGUUGGGGGCCAGGGCGGGUGGACCCCGCGGAGGGGCACUGUGGCACGGGCUUCCCGCACUUCGUCCGCGGUCCGGUUGGUCUCUCCAUGGCGUCUCGUCAGCAGACCCGGAUCCAGGCUUACCUGGAGAAGAACAAGAUCGGUCCUCUGUUUGAGGAAUUAAUGACCAAGUUAAUAACUGAGACACCCGACCAGCCAAUCCCAUUUCUCAUUGACCACCUUCAGUCUAAACAAGGAAACCGUGGACAACUACAAAGAGCUUUGUCUGGAUCUGCAGCUCUCUGGGCAGAAAGUGAAACAUCAGAAACUAAAGGAACAAGGAGAGAUUUCAGAAGCUAUGAUAAACCUUGGCAAUUAAAUGCAAAGAAGCCUAAAAAAUCAAAAAGUGACCUUGCUGUGUCUAAUAUUUCUCCCCCAUCACCGGAUUCCAAAUCAUUGCCAAGGUCAGUAGAGCAUCCUAGAUGGAACUGGCGGACUAAACCAGAAAGCCGUGAUUUUGAUGAAUUGAACCACAUCCUUCAAGAGAGCAAGAAGCUGGGGAAAGCCCUUGAGAAUCUCUCUCGAAGUAUUGCAAUUUCAGAUGAACUUGAUAAGGAAACAGUGGCUUUUAAUUCUUCUCUUCUGAGGCCUCGUGUGAUUGGAGAAUGGAUUGGUAGAGAAGAAAAUGAUGCUGAUCCACUAGCUGCUGAAAUGCUACAGCCCCCAGUUCCAAGAAGUAAAAAUGAACAAUGGGAAAAUGAAGAUAGUGGCUCUAGCCCUGCAGGAAGUUUAAAGAUGGAGCCCAAGACUAAAGGAUUAAAACAGCAGCAGCAGCAGCACAAGAAACUUCUGGCAGCAAUGCUUUCUCAGGAUUCCUUUGAGUCCAUCCACAGCCCUACCCCAUCUGUAACAGAGGAAGAUAUUGAUAAUGAAGAUGAUGCAAUGGAGUUGCUGGAGGAUCUUGAUGAUUUAAGAAUGGAGGGAGUAACAACCCUAGUACCUUCUGGGAGCAAAUUCAACCAAGGCCGUUCUGCUCAUCCUGCUGAGCCUCAGGCCAAGGUCACACUGAAUAUCUGUUCAAGGUGUGCCAGGCUUCAAGGAGACAACCUGGCAGAAAGGACAGAAGAGACAUUACAAAUACUUCAUUCUCCAGAUGAAAUAAUUCCAGAUUCAUUGGAUUCUUUACCUGGGACUGAAGAAGAACUGAUGGAAGAGGUUGAGGAUUUUGAGAAAGCAUCUAAAUUAACAGCACCUGGAGAAGUCUCCAGUGGAGGAUCAUCACUGAAAAACUAUACUGAAGAAGAUGAAUCCUUAAAGCAACUCCAGGUUGUGCAUCAGCCAUGGCUCUUGCCCAGUGACACAGAAAGCGAAGGAGUGGAAGCAGAACAAGAUAAACUAUGUUAGACCCAGCUGGCUUCAUCCUUCAACCUGAAGUACAUGCUACUCAGAACAGUGAUAUUCAAAGUGUGGUCCCCAAACCAGCAGUAUCAGCAUCAGCAUCUUUUGGAAAUAUGUAAGAACUAGAAUUUCCUCGGGCUCCCCACCCCCAGAUCUACUGAGUCAGAGCUCUGAUACUGGAGCCCAGCAAACUGCGAUUUCAAAAGCCCCCUACGUGAUUUGAGAACCAGUGCUAUAUAGGGUGCAUUCAACUGCUGUCUUCUCAAUAUCCUUGAGUGAUAAUGAGCAAUCAAACACAAAUGUAUUAUUAUUUUAUUCUAAGCCUGCCCAUUGGAAAAGCAUUCUAAAAAUACACCAAGUUCUCCAGUUUUAUUCAGUGACCACUUUUCAUAUACAAUUGCCAACUACAAAUAUUUUUAUAAUUCUUAGUGAUCUAAAUUUGAAUACCAUAAAAUUGCUAAAUGCUCAUUGUUCACUGAUACUUCCAAAGGUGUUUUGGUUAUUGUCCUCUGGGAUAGAUGCUGAUAUAUGUUAAUUAGUUUAAGGUCACUCACUUGAGCACCCUAAGACAAGAUUUGAACUUAAAACUAGCUGAAUAUAAAGUCUAUGCCUCUCCUAGUUUGCAGAUGAAUGAAACAACAGAUAAAUCAUUGUUCCUCUUCACUCUAAUUGAAGCAGUGCUUAUGAAUGAAUGUUUUAAAGAAUUUUUAAGUAUGAAUAUUAUGUGAAAAUCUAUUAUCAAAUGAUUUUGGUGAAUAUCAGGUUAGUUUUUUUA
Heterocephalus glaber (naked mole-rat) is the source of this 2829-nucleotide messenger RNA. The record is from RefSeq and is a predicted model, not a curated record. NCBI's taxonomy places the organism in Eukaryota, Metazoa, Chordata, Mammalia, Rodentia, Bathyergidae.